GUGUUCCCAAAGUGGAGUCCGGACUUGCAUUCUGUUUGCUGGGGGGAGUGGGAGAGCCGAGAGCAUCUCUGCACCGUGAGGACCGAGGAGCGGCUCACCCUCCUCCACGACGGGGUGGGAGGGCACGGGGGAGUCGCUAGGACACGUUCCCAAGUCGGUUGGGACCCCUCCACGCCAGUCCUCCGCCCGCCCUCGCGUGCGCCCCUGGCCGGGGGCCGAGGCACCCACCCCGGGGACCGCACCCGGAUCACUGACGGCUAAGAGCAGGGCGGUGCUCGCGCCAGCCUCGCCCCGCUCCGCUCGGCGCCACCGGUUCCGGAACCAACGUGCGCGCCCGGGGAAGGCAGUGUGGGGACGAGGAGCGGGGACGGACCCGCGCCGGAAGUGAGGUGCUCAAAGCCCGCGGCCGCCGCGAUGGCGCACAUCACCAUCAACCAGUACCUGCAGCAGGUAUAUGAAGCCAUUGAUACCAGAGAUGGAGCGUCCUGUGCAGAGCUGGUGUCUUUCAAGCACCCUCAUGUUGCAAACCCACGGCUCCAGAUGGCCUCUCCAGAAGAGAAAUGUCAGCAAGUUCUGGAGCCCCCUUAUGAUGAAAUGUUUGCGGCUCAUUUAAGGUGUACCUAUGCUGUGGGGAAUCACGACUUCAUAGAGGCCUACAAGUGCCAGACGGUGAUUGUCCAAUCGUUCCUGCGGGCAUUCCAGGCUCACAAAGAAGAAAACUGGGCUCUGCCCGUCAUGUAUGCAGUAGCACUUGACCUUCGGAUAUUUGCCAAUAAUGCAGAUCAGCAGCUGGUGAAGAAAGGGAAGAGUAAAGUUGGAGACAUGCUGGAGAAAGCCGCCGAGCUGCUGAUGAGCUGCUUCCGCGUCUGUGCCAGUGACACUCGCGCUGGCAUAGAGGACUCUAAGAAGUGGGGGAUGCUGUUCCUGGUGAACCAGCUGUUCAAAAUCUACUUCAAGAUCAACAAACUCCAUCUGUGUAAGCCCCUUAUCAGAGCCAUUGACAGCUCCAAUCUGAAAGAUGACUACAGCACUGCACAGAGGGUCACCUACAAGUACUACGUCGGCCGCAAGGCCAUGUUCGACAGCGACUUCAAGCAAGCUGAGGACUACCUGUCCUUCGCCUUUGCGCACUGCCACCGCUCCAGCCAGAAGAACAAGAGGAUGAUUCUCAUCUACCUGCUGCCAGUGAAGAUGCUGCUGGGUCACAUGCCGACCAUUGAGCUCCUGAGGAAAUACCACCUCAUGCAGUUUUCGGAAGUGACCAAAGCUGUCAGUGAGGGCAAUCUGCUGCUGCUCAAUGAGGCGCUGGCCAAGCACGAGACUUUCUUCAUCCGCUGUGGCAUCUUCCUCAUCCUGGAGAAGCUGAAGAUCAUCACUUACAGGAACCUCUUCAAGAAAGUGUAUUUGUUACUCAAAACUCAUCAGCUGUCUCUAGAUGCCUUUCUGGUAGCCUUGAAAUUCAUGCAUGUGGAAGACGUGGACAUAGAUGAAGUCCAGUGCAUUCUGGCCAACUUGAUAUACAUGGGUCACAUCAAAGGCUACAUCUCCCAUCAGCAUCAGAAACUGGUUGUCAGCAAGCAGAACCCUUUCCCUCCACUGUCCACGGUGUGCUGACGUUCAGGGCUGCGGAUGGGGUACGGUGUCCACUGUAGCCCAAGCCUUUGGUGCUUCCCCAGGACCACUGCGGUGGUCACCAUUGUGAGUGUCUACCCAGGCUCUCCAUGGUCCUAACUCAGGCCAGCUUUGCCAAGACCUGGAAUCCUUUUCUCGAUGGACGAACACCCCUGCCGCCGGCUGCUGCUUGAGAACUACCAGGAAGCAGGCAGCUGGGCUUCGGUUUAUUUGUUGUUUAUGGAAGCUGUCUUUGUAAUAUUUUGUAGCUUUAUCUUUUUUUUUUUUUAAGUAAUCCAAAUUUAUACAAAAUACAUUGUUUAUUGUAUGUUACAUGAUAUGUCUAUUUUCAUAUGCAGAAUCUGAGCAAUUUGUCAGCUCAAAGCACUUGGUUAACUUGACCUUUCUUUUUAACAAGGGGAAUUUGGGGCCUGGAGGGAUGGUUCAGCGGUUAAGAACAAUUACUACCCUAUCAGAGGACCUGGGUUUGGUUCCCAGCACCCGCAUGGCAGCUCACAACCAUCUAGAACUCCAGUUCUAGGGGAUCCAAUGCCCUCGUCUGGCCUCUGUGGGCUCCUUCCUGUACAUGUGUGCACGUAAAUUCACCCGGGCACACAGACACAUAAGUAAAUACAUCUUUUUUUAAAAAAGCA
Molecule: messenger RNA, 2264 nt
Organism: Peromyscus maniculatus bairdii (prairie deer mouse)
Lineage: Eukaryota; Metazoa; Chordata; Mammalia; Rodentia; Cricetidae
Gene: Pcid2
Product: PCI domain containing 2
Biological process (GO): transcription elongation by RNA polymerase II; post-transcriptional tethering of RNA polymerase II gene DNA at nuclear periphery; poly(A)+ mRNA export from nucleus
Cellular component (GO): transcription export complex 2
Molecular function (GO): RNA binding; double-stranded DNA binding
Source: RefSeq, a predicted model, not a curated record